This is a messenger RNA of Phytophthora nicotianae INRA-310, 1633 nucleotides long. RefSeq lists its product as hypothetical. The coding region runs from base 111 to 1037 and encodes 308 amino acids. The record is from RefSeq and is a predicted model, not a curated record. The transcript has a single exon. Lineage: Eukaryota; Oomycota; Peronosporomycetes; Peronosporales; Peronosporaceae.
GAAAAUAUAAUCCCUGUUGUUCUUCCGAGCGUAUAGCUGAAGCAUAAGUGAAGUUUUUAAGCAGUUGUGGGGCUCAUUUCGGAAUUUGAUACGUACUCAACCAGUUCACCAUGCCACGAGCCCAAAAACGCCAAGAUCAUGCCGGAGAGGCACUAGAUGAAGCGGAUUUCCGUGCUUCCACCGCCGAUCUUUUUCAGCGAGACGAAAGGCGCAAAGCCAAGAUCCCUCAGGUCGUCGUCCCUGACAACGAAAGUGACUCCGACGACGGGAGCGAAUCUAUUGCUGUUACCUUGCCGUCUGUGUACGAGUUUUGUUUGCGGGCGGAAGGACCAGAAGGAGCUCUCAAGUUCUCCAAAUUUGCACCUGAGGAGUUUGAACAGCUUUGGACUGUCGUAUACCCUCACGUGAAAGAGCACUGGAACGUUGGGCGCGGCAAGAAAUGCCGCUACGCCGCUCGCUACGUCUUCUUUAUGACGCUAACUACCCUCAAGCAUCUCGGAAAAUGGGACAUUGUCUCUCGCGUUUUUAAGAUUCCGCCAUCCUCUUUCCAGAAAAUGGUCAGGAGGUUCAUGGACGCCGCUUCGCCGUUCCUAUACGAGGCUUUUGUGGAAUCUAUUAACGAUAAGUGGACGCUAGGCAAGAUUGUGCGUUCGGGGCAUGCGUUCCAAAACUUUCCGUACGCCCGAUACGCAACGGAUGUCACCUUCCAGCAGGCAAAUAAGCCCGCCGGCAACAUGAACGAGAUCAAGCCCUACUACAGCGGUAAACACCACCUGUAUGGCUACAAAGUGGAAGUGUCAGUGCUUCCGAAUGGCCUUGCCAUCAAUUGCACUGAUCACACAGGAGGGAGUACGCACGACGCCGCCAUUUUCAAGGAUAAUGUCGCCUUUCACGCACGAGCAAUGCGUAAACAAGAAGACGAUCGUGGGCUUCGUGACGAAGGUCGAUUGCACGAAGUCUACCCCAAAGAUUGGGCAGUACUUGUAGACAAGGGCUAUCAGGGAAUGGCACGGGAGUGCCGUGCAAUCCACCCGUGAAAAGCAAGCGGUUGCAGCCGCUGUCUUUGGAAGACGCCUGCUAUAAUGACAAGCUGGCUCGUGACCGCGUCAUCGUCGAGAAUUUCUUUGGAAGACUUAAGACGCUCUGGGGUAUCUGCUCUGACAAGUGGAGGUUCGACGAGGCGUCCUACGAUCUCUACUUCCGUGCAUGUGUGGCUCUUACCAACGUUCAUGUGCGGCUACGACCACUUCGCGGUGACGACGGCAAAGACUACAGCAAGUACGACGCUCGUUUGUGUGAGAUUGGCACAGAGCUUCUGGAAAAACAAAAGAAAAAGCGAAAGCGCUACCAAGCCAACCGUGCGGCAAGACUUUGUACGGCGUAUCGCCGUCGAACGAGCUAUUACAGCUCGGUUUCGGUGGGGUCUGAGGAUGUAGACAGCGAUGCUGAAACCCGGUUGUGAUUCUGCGGUUAUGGACUCAAUAUACUUGAUAGCAUUCUGGUAGCUGGUACAGCACUCUCAGUUGUGCUGGAGUAAUUGCUCUAGUGGAGUAGCAAUAUACUUGAAUUCCAGCUAAAGUCACUUAAUAGAUAGAACUUGGUUGAAAGUUGGUUCAUAAUAAGAAAAUGCUGG